This is a messenger RNA of Penicillium antarcticum, 1371 nucleotides long. RefSeq names its product putative negative regulator of DNA transposition (Rtt106) (gene rtt106). Lineage: Eukaryota; Fungi; Ascomycota; Eurotiomycetes; Eurotiales; Aspergillaceae. The record is from RefSeq and is a predicted model, not a curated record. Gene Ontology annotation, molecular function: nucleosome binding; histone binding. The transcript is spliced from 4 exons. Bases 1 to 1371 code for a protein of 456 amino acids.
AUGGCAUUUGCCUCAAUUAACAAUUCGGGCGCGCCCAUUGUCGCUAUCGAAGAGGCAUUCGCGACUGAGCCCUCAUUAAAGAAGAGAGUCUACGAUGCGAUCGGAACAACACCGCUGCACCAACCUCUGUUUGAGGAUCUUGCGAAAUACACCUCCAGCCUGCUGGCCAGGACUUCCAACACUACCCUCCCUUCCCGGCCCCCGGCCAAUGACGCCCCUUCGGCUAAAAAGCGCAAACUUCAAAAUGGCGACUCAGGCGAUGCUGUGCAGACGUUAGUCAACAUGAAGGACGGCAAUGCGCCGUUGCACUUCUACGUUCAAGAUGUCUCUUUCGCUACGCCGCAGAGAAAGAAGCUCACGCUUGAGAUUACUACUGGACACCGAUUCCUGCGGGCAAGGAACCAAGCUACAAAAGAGAUUGAAUUCGGUGUUUCUAUGGACAAAAUCCGACAUGCGCUCUGCCUUCCUGUGCCAGAAAAGACCCAGAAACAGUUCAAUUUCUGCAUCAUUCCCGAGUAUGCAGAUGGCAUCACACCCCCACCCGAGGGAACGGCAGUCUCCGAAGCUAUGGUGUUUACGAUAGCCGAUGGGCCGGCCAAGGCUGCAUUUUUAGGGAAUGGGAAAAAGGUUGGCAAUAGUGCGGGCGAAACGGCCGAGGAAUUGCUUCGCAAAACCCUGAAUGAGAGCAUGUCUCACAUCAAGGUUGUGCGCCCUGAUGAGCGUCAGUUCGUCAGUGCCAUGCCAGAGGCGCACCGAAAGGGCGAGAAAGCAUACCAUGUUAAGGCAUUCCGCGGCAGCAAAGAAGGCUACCUAUUCCUUCUGCCUACGGGCAUUCUGUUCGCAUUCAAGAAGCCUCUUCUGUUUUUCUCGUUUGACACCAUUGACUCGGUAUCUUACACAUCUGUCCUACUGCACACGUUCAAUUUGAACGUCAUGGCUCGUGCGGCAAACGGCACCGAGGAGGACAUCCAGGAAUAUGAAUUUUCAAUGGUUGACCAGGAAAACUUCUCUGGAAUCGACGCUUAUAUCAAGCGUCACGGUCUUCAAGAUGCCAGUUUGGCUGAAGCGCGUCGCGCUAAGCGCUACAAUGUGAACAAGACCGGGGAAGAUGCAGCAGCAGCUACCGCUGAAGGAGGCGGUGAAGAUGAAAGCGAGCUUCAGAAAGCCCAGCGCGAGCUUGAAGAUCAAGAAGAUGAAGAAGAGGAGGACUACGACCCUGGCAGUGACGAUAGUGAAGGCAGCGGGUCCAGCAGUGAAGAGGACAGUGACGAUGAAGAAGAAGAAGAAGCCCAGAACAGUGAUGAAGAUAUGGAUCUGGUCAGAGAUGAGCUUGGCAGUGCAGCCGAAGAUGGAGAUGCUGGAGACCAUUAA